AUCUACGCACUGAACACAAAAAACGACGAGCACGAGGCGGCCAUCGCCACACUGAAGGAGGCCCAUGAAGAGGAGGUGCAGCAGAUUCUCUCGGAGACCAGAGAGAAGAUACUACAGUACAAGAGUAAGAUCAGCGAUGAGAUGGACCUGAAGAGGCGGAUCCAGUCUCUGGAGGAGUCCAUGGAGCUCCACGAGAGGAUGAAGAGGCAGGCGCUGGCCGAGUUCGAGAGCUACCGUCAGAGGGUGGAGGACAUGCAGCUUUGCACUGAGGCUCAGCACACGCAGCGUGUGGUGUCCAUGUCGAGGGAGGUGGAGGAGAUGCGGCGGUCCUUUGAGGAGAAGCUGCGUACGUUCAGUCAGGCCCAGACCCAGUUUGAGCAGGAGAAGAGGGCUGCUCUGGAGGAGCUGAAGGGCCAGCACAGACAGGAGGUCCAGGAGCUCCUCCGCAGCCACCAGAGUCAGAACGCAGACUACAGUAAAGACCAGGAGAAACUGGGGCAGCUCCAUAAAGCCGAGGUGGAGUCCCUGACGGAGCGGGUGGAGGAGCUCAAGCAGGACAAGAAGAGACUGGUGGAGGAGUACGAGGCCAAACUCAGCAAGGCUCAGGCCUUUUACGAGCGUGAGCUGGAGGCCAUGAAGAGAACUCAGCAGCUGACCGCGGACAACCUGUUGGCAUGGAAACGCACCGAGGCCGAGCUGCGGCGGGAGUUUCAGGCUCAGGAGGCGGCGCUCCAGAAAACUCUCGGAAAGCUGCGGGCCGAGUUGGUCAGGGUAACGGAUGAAGCGCGGGAGAACCGGGAGAAGUCCCACAAGCUCCAGACGUCACUCACCACAGCUGAGAGCUCCGUCAAGGACUUAACCAAGCAGCUGGACGAGGUGACCCAGAACUCAGAAAUUGUGGAGAUACGUCAGAAGGAGGCCGAGUGUGAACUAGAGGCAGCCAGAGACCGAGUUCAGCAGCAAGCAACUGAAAUACUGCUCAAAGCCAGUCAGAUCAGCAGCCUGCAGGCCACCCAGAUGACCCAGGAGGCGGCCAUCAGGGACGUGGACAACGAGCGCAGCCGGCUGAAGGACAAGGUGCUGAGGAUGGAAGAAGAAAGGGAGUCCCUGCAGAGCCAGAGCCAGGCCCUGGAUGAGAGGCAGAGACAGCAGCUCCAGUCCCUGGAGAAGACCCUGCGCGAGGAGAAUUCGUCCCACGAGAAGGACAUGAACAACAUGCAGGCUCGAUCCGAAGAGGAGGCCAACCACAUGAAGGAGAGCCAGGCUCGAGCUCUGGAGGAGGUCGCCAAGAAACACCGAGUGACCCUGGAGAGCGCUCUCAACAACGCGGAGAAGGAGAAGAACCGCAUGCUGGCUGAGCUGGAGCAGCAGUUCGAGAAGGAGCGGCUCGCGCUGGAGGAGCAGAAGACGAGUCUCAGGGAGCAGCUGGACGCGCUGAGGGACGAGCUGACCUCCAAACUCACCGCAGCCAAUGAAGAGCUGAUCCGGCUGCAGCAGGAGGUGCAGCAGGGGGAGCAGGACAUGGGAUCAGCUGAGGGACAGAUCUGCACGCUGAAGGAGGCGCAGGACAAACUGCUGGAGGAGCUGGACGCCACCAGGGCUCGACUGAGAGAGACCAGCAACCUGCUGACGGCACUGCAGGGAGAGUUAGAGUUCCAAAAGCGUCAACAUGAAGCCAAACUCAUCACCACCAAAGAAGAAGAAAAACUUAAGAUGGACAAGAUGGCUCUGGAGCUGGAGCUCAAAUGGACCGAAACACUCAGGCAGGAGUGUAAGAAGCUACGCGAGGAGCUGAGAGAGGACCACGAGGAGGACAAGGCCUCGGCCCUGAAUCAGCUGACACAAAACAAGGAGCAGGAAAUGUGCAGCGCCAGAGAGAGCUGGCAGAGGAAGGUGGAGGACCUGCUGGAGCAGGACGGCACGCCGUAG
Molecule: messenger RNA, 1929 nt
Organism: Cottoperca gobio
Lineage: Eukaryota; Metazoa; Chordata; Actinopteri; Perciformes; Bovichtidae
Gene: fam184ab
Product: family with sequence similarity 184 member Ab
Exons: 13
Coding region: 142-1929 (595 amino acids)
Source: RefSeq, a predicted model, not a curated record